This is a messenger RNA of Stylonychia lemnae, 3750 nucleotides long. The record is from the annotation of a GenBank genome assembly. NCBI's taxonomy places the organism in Eukaryota, Ciliophora, Spirotrichea, Sporadotrichida, Oxytrichidae.
AUGUAGCAUAACGAUUAGAUAAAUUAUUCAGAGUAGCAAAUUAUUAGUAAGGAAAAUCUUAUCAAAAGCUUCAUAUUGCUUAACAUAUUUUUAGUUGGUCUUGGUCACGAUCUAUUCGUCGGUAUGCUACUCAUUAAGGAUUAGCUUACUGGAUAGCACUAUGAGCUUAUAGCAUCUAUCUUAACUAAGAUUGUUGAGUUUAUCAAAUUUGUAAUGGUUUCUCAAAGAAACAAUAAAGGUCAGAUUGACAAAGAUUUGAUAUAACAUUACAUUUCUCUAACAAAAGGCAGUUUGAAGAUUAUUUUCAAAAGACUAGAAUAGUUUCAUCAAGCAUAGAAUUACAUAAUGAACAUCUAAUCUACUAUAGAUGGCCUUAAGAUCUUAGAACAAUUUAAGAGUACAUCGAGUAAUGCAACUCAAUUCGAUGAUAAUCUGUUUAACUUAAUACUUGCUGUUAUCGGGUUUUACAUCACUCCAUUUAAGGAUUAAGGGAUGGACACAUUCUAGAACAAAGAGUCAAAAUUUAUGACUUUAUUAAACAGUGAGUUGAUUGUUUCACAGAUCAAUCGAUCUAUUAUGGCCUUGAAAGCAGUUGAUAUUCCUUUAAAUGAUGAUUAACUUGCAAAGUUUAUUCAUAAAUUCAUCCUCAGAGUAGACAUGAUUACUGAUACAUUAAAUGAUAUUAUCGACUUAGAAUCUCGUUCAGUUAUUUUCUAUACUAUUAAUAUGCUACUAGAAUUCUUAAGAUCCUCAUAUAAAAUCAAAAUUUAGAAUUUAGUCUUAAAUUAAACAAAAAAUCAAGAUGCUACAAGCAAUUAUUCUCAUUCAUAAGGCACUUUAGUACAGAUUUUAUAUAAAAAGCUUUUGAUCAUAAUAGCAGACUGUUUCAUAAAAUUAGAUAGACUAGAAUAGGUAUUAGAUUUUGUUGAGGAGGCUAGUGGUUUUAUACACUAAGGAGACAAAGAUGAAAUCAAGUUGUACAUCAUAGCCUUAAAAUACAACUGCUAAGCAGGGAUUAAUAAUGCUGAUUCUUGCCAUGAACUACUUCAUCUUUUUAAUAAGAUCAUUGAUAACCAGUUCUAUUAAUAGGAGAUUGGUUUGGAGUGCUUUAACUACCUAGUAAUUUCUAACUAGACUGAUGUGGCGAUUAUCAUAGGUCAAAAUAUGCUAAAAACAUGUGAUAAAGUUAUGAUUGACCUGCAUUAACAAAAAAAUUUUCUUCUUAAAUUUCUCUAUGUUUUUGAAAACUACAUAAGUGAAGGAUCUUUAGAAUAAUAUAUGCCAGAUAAUAAUCAAGAAUAAGCUCCUGAUAAGAUCUUUAUUUAAGAGUUAUUGAAAUGCUUGGUAGACAGUCUGAGCAAAAUUAUCAGUUUGGAAUUUCUAAAGAUAUGCUCCAUGCCUGAAAUCUAAAUAAUCUUCUAUCAGAUUUGGAAUGUUGCAUUUGAAGCAAAGUAAAGAUAAAUGUACCUAGAAUGCCAACUUCUCCUUAAAUCUUUGUACGAGCAAGUAAGAAAGUUUUCAAAGUUUUACCAAGAAAGUGUUCAAUCAGGAAUAAUGGACAAUAAAUUUCUUUCUAAAUCAAGAAAACCAGGAAAAGCUGAUGAAGGUUGCAAUACUCAGAGAGAAGAGGAAGUCAUUUAGGAAAUUCUUCAUCGAACAUUAUUCUUAUGCUGUGAGAUUAAUCUCGUUAUGAAAAAUUAUCCUGCAGCCAAGAUUGCUGUUAAGGAUAUGGAGUCUAUUUCUAGAAAUAGUGCAAACACUUAUCUCAUGAAGAUCAAAGUACUCUUUAAGUAGAUCUAGGAUUAGUAGUUUAAUCCUUAGUAUUAUACUGACUGUGUAAAGGCGAUGUAGGAAGUAAGCGAUACUAUAAACUAAAUGAAUAAAUCAUAAGACUUUAACUUUGUUUACCUAAUGAAUGUCAUUAAUUAUGCAGAUGAAACUGAAAUUAAGAUUGAAUUUUACAGUCAGUUAAUUGAUUACAUAAUUGCAUUCUUUGAUUUUAAUAGACAGAGUAUUCUUUACUCAAUUGAAAAAGACAAUCUAUUUUAAGUUGAUGAAUUAGACCUUGAAGCUGAAACAUAGGAUGAAAAAGUAGAAAAACCUUACAAAGAUAGUGAAGAUGUCCUUAGUAAAUUUAAUCUGCUCAAGUUCUUGACUCACUCAGCUCAAUAAGCUUCCAUUAUCAAUUAGAUAGAGGAAAACUAAUUGAAUGAGGAGGCUAAAGUAGAAAAUGUAGAAAUGAAUGGAGAUGAAGACAAAAAUGAAGGGAUCAAUAAUGGUAAAAAGUUCAAAAUAGAUGUGUAGAAAUUUCUUGAAGUAUCACAGCGAUAUAUCAUUCCUAUAAAGAAUUAUUUGAAGUAAUAUUUCUAUUAUGACAGCUAAGAUUAUACUUAAGUUGAAAUGAGAGAAAAGUUAACUCUUAUAAUUGGUUACGAAGAGGCUUCUUAUUAUGCUUCUUUUUAUUGGAUGGAAUAUUACAAGUAUACGGAAAAUAUGAUGGCAGAUUUGAAAGUUUUAUAUAUGUAACACUAAGAUUAAUUAAAUGACACUUAUUGUUCAAGAACAGAUGAAUUAUUUUUUAAUGAUACAGAUAAAAUAGAUGAUUUCUUACCCUUUAUAGAAGAUAGUCUAAUGUUCUCCUUAAUUUAGGAAUUUUACAUUGAGUCAGAUAUCUUUGAGUUACAAACUGAUAAUAGAUAGAAAGAUAAGAAGGCUUUUCAUUCUGAGCAGACGCUUGACAAAUUGAUUUAUGAAAACCUCCUAAUAAAAGAAAAGAUUAUGAAUAGCUUGCUUUUGAUAAUUAUGGUAUAAUAUCAAAAUUUUGUUGUAAAAAAAAAUGGACUUGAAAAAGAUAUAUAUAAUCUAAACUAAGCUGUAAAUUUCACUAGGAAAAAGCUAUUUAAUAUCAUAGGAAUGCUUGCAAAUCAUCCAAUAUAUAAAGAAGCCAGCUAAUCUUAAAUGAAAUUAGAUGGGAAAAUUGAGUCUUCAACCAUUAUCAAAUAAGAUGAUAAGAGAGUAAUAAAUGUACCUGUCAAACAGUUAAAGAAUAAAAAAUUGCUUAAAAAGAUUAAUAGCAUUGAAGAGUUUUGCUCUCAUGUUGAGAGUUAUAUGGAAACAAUGGCCUUCAAGUUAUGUAUUGAACUACAUUAAGAUGAAAACUAAAUUGAUGAGAUGGUCAAUAAAAUGAUUAGCAUCUAGCAUGGAAAAAUUUAUAAAACAUCUUCACUAAAGGUAGUCUAUGUUUAUUUAAGAGAGAACGGUUUAUAUCCUAAAAAUCAGUCUGACAUAGAAUUGCAAGGUUUUCAUGAGAUAUUAAGCGCUCAUAAAGAUCUGAUUGAGAUAAGUUAAAAUCCUCAAGAAAAGUACAUACUGAUGAUGCAAGCAUGUAAAUAUAUAGAGAAAGCCAAUUUCAGCAUCAAUUUGGACUUUAUUAAAUGGAUGAUAAGUCUUUCUUGGAAUCAAGGUAUUUAGUUGUACAAGCAAGCGAUAAAAGUGGAAGCAAUUAACUGGAUGAAUUUCUCGAUUAAUUUAUUAAGAAAGACUCAAGAGUAAUUACAAAUCAGGAAACAGAACCCAGAACAAUUUUUUGUUGAUGAUAACAAUCAUCCUUCAAAUUUAGGAAAUUAAUCAAUUACCAAGAAUAAAAGCAAUAACUCAUUUGAAAGUUGGAAGGAAUUGGAAAGCUUCCUUAAUUUGAUAGCUAAUAAAAUAGAAGAUGCUCAUUAAAAGAUCAUUUAUGAAAUUUGUUGA